Prorocentrum cordatum is the source of this 1546-nucleotide messenger RNA. The record is from the annotation of a GenBank genome assembly. Lineage: Eukaryota; Dinophyceae; Prorocentrales; Prorocentraceae.
AUGCAGAUCCGGCUCGGCCUGUACCGGACCCCCAAGAGCGCGGAGGCCCACCUCCGGAUGGGGCGGGGCGGGGCCGCGGAGCUCCCGCAGAACGCGGGCCCGCAGAGGACGCGGUGCCCGAGCACGUUCGAACUGGACGUCUUGGAGCGUCUCCCGUGGCUCCGGGAGGGUCAAAACAGCCAGGUUGAGGCGGCGGCGAGCGCGGGCAGGGAGCGCGCGGAGAGCGAGAUGCACCGAGAGGCGGGCGGGUUCUCCCGAGUGCUGUCCAGGACGGAGCAGCCGAAGAGGGCGACGUCGGCCUGGCUCCUGCGCGCUGAAGCGAAGCAUUUCGGUCGAACCCUGGACCUGGCAGGCGCGUGUUUUCAGCCCUGCACGGAGCGCGGCAUGGCGGGUCUGGACGAGGCGUGCCUGUCGAGGAUCCUGAGCUGCUUGAACGAUGUGGGCGGCAGGCUCUGCUGCCGUGCCUGGGCCGCACACAUCUACGGCGCCAUGGGCCUGGAGCACCGGAUCCGCUUCGCCAAGGCGGUGGCGAGGAGCUCGGAGCUGUCCUACCACCACUCCACCGUGCGCGACUUCGGCGGCGUGGAGGAGUGCCUGUCCUUCUCCUUCUGCUUCCGGCAGGGCGGGACGUACUCGCUGCAGUGGUUCCGCGAGGGGCUCACCUCGGACAACGAGCAGCAGCUCGGCCGGUGGAGGGUGGUCGACGACGCGGUGCUCUGCGAGACGGUGGCGCCCAGCUCCCCGCCCGACGAGCGCCUCCUGCGCUUCGCCGGGGCCGGCCGGACCUUCCGGGUGCCCGUGGCAGACGCCCUGCUCGGGACGACGUCGGCGGAGCAGCGGCUGCGGGGCUGGGAGCCCGCGGCGCGCGGGCUGCCCGCGGAGCCGCCCGCGGCGCCGCCCGCGGAGCCGCCCGCGCCCGCGGCGGACGCCGCGGCGCUGGCUGCUGCGCCGGCGCCUCGCCGGGCCCCCGCGGCGGACGCGCCUUCGUGGACGUGGACGGCGAGGCCUGCGAGGUCAGCAGGGACAUCGUGGCCAACUGGCCGCCGAGCGAGUGGGCCCGGCUGAUGCGCUGCCGCCUGCGCUUCGGCACGGGCGCCGAGCGCUGGGCCUGAUGGCGUGGGCGCUGGGCGAAAGUGAGCGUGCUGUUUUUGUUUCCCUCCCCAGGGUAACGGACGCUCGUUACAUACCCCGCAGCCACGGCCUCGCGUGCCGGGGCCCCGGGGCUGCUUACCCUGCGGAUAUGCGGGGCGCCUCUGCGCGGAGAGGCCCCGCGCGGAGAGCGCGGCCGCGUGCGACUCUGCGCAUCCUCCGCGGGAGCCCGCCUCGCCGGCCUCGCAGAGCCCGCGGCGCCGCGAGGGGCGGGCAGAAAGCUGCCGUCCGCCGCCCCGCGCCGAGGCGGCCCGCAACCGCUCGUUGGUUCCAAGAUGGGGUCCCGAGGGAUGGUCGGCUCGGGUAGCAAAUCAUGGGAGCCUUGUGUAUUCUGGGUCUCGUGAUAAGCGUGGGGGGUAUCCCCCCGACGGGGGUCAACCUCGCCUCGUCGUCGCGC